ACCCUGUGUAGUGCGGGAUUUACGCAAUAGAGAGUCAUUUGGGAUUCAUCCCGUGACUUUAGUUGUUUAAAGGCACGUCUUCUUUAAAAACAACCGACGCCUGAGAAGAAAUGAUAAGCGUUUGGUUUCAUUUAUUCCUAUUUUUCUAAUAAUGUGCUUCUCAGGAUGUGUAACUGCAUAAAAUAUCCCCUAGCUGACUUGCUAACUAAAUAAUGCUGUUUUUGGUAACUUGCGCUAUAACUCAGGCUUGACCCCUGUACUGAGAUAUAACACACUUUAAACUAUUUAUGUGUGUACACUACAUUUCAAACGGGUGUUUAUUGGUGUCACUCAUUAGUGUAACCCCCCUCCCUCCUUUUUUUUUUUUGUUUUUUUUUUGUUUUUGUUUUUUUAAACUUUCAGCUAGUUUUAUAGCUCAGUCAGACCUUCCGUGCUACAAGUGUUUCGCAAGAUAACCACACACACACACACACACACACACACACACACACACACACACAGAGAGCAAUGAGCUUUUUCGGCUUUGGUCAAAGCGCAGACAUCGACAUAGUGCUCACCGACGCCGAGACGAGGAAAAAGGCCGAGCACAAGAGCGAAGAUGGGAGAAAGGAGAAAUAUGUGCUGUUUUAUGACGGGGAGACGGUGAGCGGUAAAGUAAACAUCACUCUGAAAAACCCGGGCAAGAAACUCGAACAUUACGGCAUCAAGAUCGAGUUCCUCGGCCAGAUCGAGCUGUAUUAUGACAGAGGGAACCACCAUGAUUUUGUCUCGCUGGUUAAGGAUCUGGCCCGACCUGGAGACCUUUCCAGCUCCCAGUCUCUGGACUUCGAGUUUUCUCAUGUGGAGAAGCCAUAUGAAUCAUACACAGGCCAGAACGUGAAACUAAGGUACUUCCUUCGUGCGACAAUAAGCCGUAGACUAAAUGACAUCAUCAAGGAAAUGGAUAUCGUAGUGCACACGCUUUGCACUUAUCCUGAGUUAAACUCAUCUAUCAGGAUGGAAGUUGGCAUUGAGGACUGUCUGCAUAUUGAGUUUGAGUAUAACAAAUCCAAAUAUCACUUGAAAGAUGUGAUUGUGGGGAAGAUCUACUUCCUUCUUGUAAGGAUAAAAAUAAAGCACAUGGAGGUCAAUAUAAUAAAGCGAGAGACAACAGGCACCGGACCCAGUGUGUAUCAUGAAAACGAAACCAUCGCCAAAUACGAGAUUAUGGAUGGAGCACCAGUUAGAGGCGAAUCGAUCCCCAUACGAUUAUUUCUUGCUGGUUACGAGCUGACGCCCACCAUGAGAGACAUCAACAAGAAGUUCUCUGUGCGAUAUUAUCUGAACCUAGUCCUGAUCGAUGAGGAGGAGAGACGCUACUUCAAACAGCAGGAAAUCACACUGUGGAGGAAAGGAGACAUUGUAAAGAAGAGCAUGUCCCAACAGGCCACCAUAGCUUCUCAGAGAUUUGAGGGAUCCAAAGCUGGAUCUGCUUCUGCGCAAGCGAAAGUGGACAACAGUUAAAUGAAAUGUUAGUUGUAUAUAAAAAAUAAUAAAAGGAUUCCUGUAUUCUCCUGAGGCAUCAGCAACACAGGGAUUCAAGAUAGACAGCAAAGAAAAUCAUUCACAAACAUCCUCCAUGUGCUCAAUUUUUAAACAUGUUCAUGGUGAUAGUUGGUGUUUCUCUUCCAAGGUGCAAGGCUACAAUAACUUUCUAUUUAAAAUAUCUAAAUUGUUGCUUUUUAAUCAACCUUAUAUUUAUAUAUAUAGAGAGAGAGAUAUGGAUGGAUGUGUGUAUAUAUAGAGAUAUCUAUCUACAUAUAUUUAUAUAUGCAUUUAGGCAAAUUGCUUUUCAUAUUAGUCCAUUCAGAAACAUUCCUUUAUCUUUAUGAUCAAAUGAAUACUUAUUAUUUUAAAUGUUGUGUCUGUGUUCUGGUAAAUGAGUCAAGUAAACAAUGGGAGAUUUGUUUUGCAUCAGUGUUAAAUGUUGGUUUAUUUGCAGUUAUUUUAUUCAUAAUAGAUGUAUACACCGUAUACAUAUAUAUAUAUUCUGUAGUGUUGGAAUUAGGAAAGGGGCAGUAUAGAAAUGCUGCAGACUUUCGAAUAAAAUCUCGAAACUCAGACCUCCGACUAGGAAAAACCAAAGAAAAUGCCCUCUCAAACUUCCUACUCAGAAACUUGGGACGGUCUCCUGAGCAAGUGACGUCAAAUCAACAUGGCUUCUUACACCAUCAACCGUAACAAAGUAGAUGAGUUAUGCUGUAUAUACUUUUAAGUAUUUGUUUUAGAUCAGUCAACGUAUAGGAAUAUUCGCUUGUUAAAUGUAUAACACUGACCACACAGUUCAUUGUUUUAAGGAGUUCAUAUAUACAGCGCUCAUCACAGUUAGUGGAGGGAGCCGUAUCACCCCCAACCCCCCCGCUUGAAUGCACAAAGGUCAAAGAUGUUGAAUGCAGCAUUACUGAAAGGCAACUCAUACGAUCAACACAUGAGCACUUUCAAAUCUAAUCAUAUUUCUGGGUUUUUUUGUUUUGUUUUAAUCUGUGCUACUUCUGUCAUCUUUACUGAUAAAGUCCAAAAGUAUUCGUAUGGGUGUUUAGGAACGAUGGGAAAAUAAGGGUCAUAAUGAGUGUUACAUUGAGCUAUUCAUUUCUCUAUCUUGCCAUUUUAGCAUUGCUCAGGUCAAGCAAUCUUUCAUGUUUUGUGAUGGUGGAAAGCACUUUUGUACAAUGAAUGCUCGACGAGCCAUAUUGUAAAUAAACUUUGCUAAAUUUG
Molecule: messenger RNA, 2754 nt
Organism: Ictalurus punctatus (channel catfish)
Lineage: Eukaryota; Metazoa; Chordata; Actinopteri; Siluriformes; Ictaluridae
Gene: vps26b
Product: VPS26, retromer complex component B
Exons: 6
Coding region: 508-1503 (331 amino acids)
Biological process (GO): retrograde transport, endosome to Golgi; intracellular protein transport
Cellular component (GO): endosome; retromer complex
Source: RefSeq, a predicted model, not a curated record